Cyprinus carpio (common carp) is the source of this 1737-nucleotide messenger RNA. RefSeq lists its product as uncharacterized. The record is from RefSeq and is a predicted model, not a curated record. NCBI's taxonomy places the organism in Eukaryota, Metazoa, Chordata, Actinopteri, Cypriniformes, Cyprinidae.
CUAGCUCCGCCUAGUUCAAAGGUAGCUCGAGACCUUUCGUCGGGGAUUUUUUACUUUCUUUUCUUACUGCCUCAAAACCCUGUGGCAACUUUUACAUGUUUAAUUGUCCUGUUUUUUGCCUCGACUGUUCAUGUAGCAAAUGUGUUUUACCUUUCAAAUCGCCAUUAAGUAGCUCUUCGCACACAGAAGAAACACUCUCGAGUGAAGAUGGCAGUUGUUAAGGUUUUGGUUUAUGUUACAUGUUUCUCUUUGUAUCAAGAUUUAGUUUUUUGUGAUGACUAUGUCGAAAGUGGAAACAAGAUCACACUUACUCCAAGCAUCCGUGGAAAGCCUAAAGAAAUACUGUGGAUACAUAAUGGAAACAAGGUUCUGGAGUAUGACGGGAGUGAGAUGGCAACAUUUGGCUCAUUUAAACGCCGUGUAGAUCUUGAUUUUGAAACAGGACAGCUGACAAUAAGCAAACUAAACAGCCAAGACAGUGGUAAAUAUCAGUCUGAAAUUUGGAUCAAUGGGAUUGUUCAAACCUCCAGUCAUGAUUUGACAGUUUUGGAUGCUCUGCCGGAGCCUCAGGUGACCUGUGAACUGGAUGAGACUUCAAAUUUAAAAAAACUGUCCUGUUCAGUGGUAUCCCAGACUCAGCCAAGCUAUGAAUGGAGUGGACCUGAUGUGAAUCAAAAAGGGCCAACACUUCUUGUUAAUGAACAGGAGGAAAACCUUAACUCAGUCUAUACCUGCACUGUGAAGAAUAAAGCUGGAAGCAGGACCACAGACUUUACUCUGCAGGACUGCCACACAGGCAGAGCAAGCCCUGCUGUGCUUGUUCCAGUCUUAAUAGUAACAGUGUCAGUUCUCAUUAUUCUGCUUGCUGUUCUGGCAUUUUACCUCAUCAGACGUAAAAAACAACAGUUAGGGAAGUCUGGACUAAAAAAUAUGGACCCUGAAAAUGGUGAAUCCAAUAACCUGUUGAAUAAUAUACCAACGGAGGCUAUGCCAGGUUCAUCUGAAGCCACACUCCCUUGCCGUACCAGACUUACUGCCCCAAAAGAAUCUAUUGCUGAUAAAAACUGGGAUCAGGACAGUGAAUCGGAGAAUGCAGGUGAAACUCAUGAAGAACAAAAUCUUUUGAAGAAAAGUCCGCAAUCUGCUAUAACAGAAAAAAACAAAGACGACACAGGAAAUACAAAUGAAGAACUUGACAAAAAUGAGAAAAACAAAGAAAAUGCUGAUGAAGCAGAAGAAAACGCUAACAGCAAAGCUGAUGAAACAGACACAGAAGUAGAGAGCCAGAAAUCCUUACAAACCCAAGAAGAAAUGGAGAAAAGUAAAAUACUGAAAGAUGAGAGAAAAGAUGAAGAGGAGUCUCCUGAGGAGCAGAUUGAGACACUGGGAGAGCAGGACACUAAAGAUGCAGAUAAAAAUGAGAGUGAAGAUGAAGAGGAGUAUCCUGAGGAGCAGAUUGAGACACUGAGAGAGCAGGACACUAAAGAUGCAGAUAAAAAUGAGAGAGAAGAUGAAGAGGAGACAACUGAGGAGAAGAUUGAGAGACUGGGAGAGCAGGACACUAAAGAUGCGGAUAAAAAUGAGAGAGAAGAUGAAAGGGGAGACAACUGAGGAGAAGAAUGAGACACUAGGAGGGCAGGACACUAAAGAUGCAGAUAAAAAUGAGAGAGAAGAUGAAGGGGAGACAACUGAGGAGAAGAAUGAGACACUAGGAGGGCAGGACACUAAAGAUGCAGA